Phycodurus eques (leafy seadragon) is the source of this 1725-nucleotide messenger RNA. It is a transcript of the gene smyd5, whose product is annotated as SMYD family member 5. Gene Ontology annotation, molecular function: histone H4K20 methyltransferase activity; protein binding. The record is from RefSeq and is a predicted model, not a curated record. NCBI's taxonomy places the organism in Eukaryota, Metazoa, Chordata, Actinopteri, Syngnathiformes, Syngnathidae. Bases 1 to 1260 code for a protein of 419 amino acids. The transcript is spliced from 13 exons.
AUGGCGGCCCCCACGGAUGACAUGUUUUUCUCCUGCGUGGAUCCCGACAAAGUUGCCAGCGGCGUGGAAGUGCGAUUCAUCGACAACGUCAAGGGGAAAGGUCUGUUUGCCAAGAGAAGCAUCAAAAAGGGAGAGGUCAUUUUCAUUGAACGCCCGCUUGUCUCUGCCCAGUUCCUGUGGAAUGCUUUGUAUCAAUAUAAAGCAUGCGAGUACUGCUUACGAGCUCUGGAGACGGCGGAGGAGAACGCGCGGAGACUCGCGGGCAAUCCGGCCCUCAGCCUUCCUUAUCCGGAACUCUGUCCUGUCCGACCACAACUCCACCAAGUCUGCCCUCAGUGUCAGGUGAUGUACUGCAGCGCUGAGUGUCGUCAAGCUGCUACGGCUCAGUACCAUCAAGCGCUCUGUCUCGGGCCGUCCCAUGGAGAGCCACACCACCCAGUCAACAAACUAAAAGACGCCUGGAGGAGCAUGCACUAUCCUCCAGAGACUUCCAGCAUCAUGCUUAUGGCCAGAAUGGUUGCUACUGUUAAACAAGCCAAAGACAAAGCACACUGGCAGAAGCUCUUCUCACACUUCUGUAGCCGCACAGCCAAUGAGGAAGACGAGCUGGCCCACAAGCUCCUGGGGGAGAGGUUUAGGGGUCAGCUGGCGGUGCUACAGAGUCUUUUCAAAGAGGCGUUGUAUGAUGAUCAGCUGAGUCAGUGGUUUGUUCCCGAGGGCUUCCGCUCGCUCUUCGCUUUGGUCGGAACUAACGGACAAGGCAUCGGCACAAGCUCUCUCAGUCAGUGGGUUCACGCCUGCGAUGCAGUGGAGCUUCCCACCCAGCAGAGAGCGCAGUUGGACUCCUUUAUUGACCAACUAUACAAAGACAUAGAGAGAGAAACUGGAGACUUUCUAAACAGCGAAGGCUCAGGACUCUUUUUACUCCAAAGCUCAUGCAAUCACAGCUGCAUGCCCAAUGCCGAGGCUUCCUUCCCUGACAACAACUUCCUGCUUCACCUCAGUGCCCUCGACGACAUCGACCCAGGCCAGGAGAUCUGUAUCAGUUACUUGGACUGCUGUCAACGGGACAGAAGCCGUCACAGCAGACACAAAAUCCUGAGGGAGAACUACAUGUUCAUCUGCUCGUGUGUCAAGUGCGUCUCGCAGACGGACGAGCCGGACUUGACGUCAGAGGAGGAAGAGGACGAUGAAGAAGAAGCAGAGGCCGAAGGUGAAACAGAAGGCGACAACAUGGAAGACGAGAUGACGGACGUGUGAUUUAAAAAAAAAAAAAAAAAAAAAAAAAAAAAAGGGAAAGACCACGUUUUUGUUAGUCUUUUGACAUCCAACCUCAUCCAUCCUCUAGCAUGACGUGCACAACAAUAAAAACAACUCUUCACGGUCAAUAAGACAAAACCUUUCACUUUUUUUUCCCCUUUGUGGAACAAAAUGGUUGCUCGGUGUAGAUGAAUGGUGCUGCCAUUCUUUGCUGGCUGAAAGUACGUGUAUUUGCAGGAUGUCAUUCUGGGCCACACUCGAAUGAAAAGGAAAAUGCUAUGACAAUAAAUUUCUAAUUUAAGAAUGUUACUAAGUUUGUUUACAAGAGUUUGCACAAAAUGUGUACAAGUUGCCCCAAUAUGGUGUUACAGGAAAUAAAAACAAUAAAAAAAUCCCAGUUUAAGGAGGAAAAAAAAGUCUUGUUUCAAGAAUCCAGAAAGUUGAGAAAAAUGUUUUUUUAAGAAA